Messenger RNA from Hyphopichia burtonii NRRL Y-1933, 1590 nucleotides. RefSeq names its product TFIIH/NER complex subunit. Gene Ontology annotation, molecular function: double-stranded DNA binding; ATPase activator activity. Lineage: Eukaryota; Fungi; Ascomycota; Pichiomycetes; Serinales; Debaryomycetaceae. The coding region runs from base 12 to 1571 and encodes 519 amino acids. The record is from RefSeq and is a predicted model, not a curated record. The transcript has a single exon. Gene Ontology annotation, biological process: nucleotide-excision repair. Gene Ontology annotation, cellular component: transcription factor TFIIH holo complex; transcription factor TFIIH core complex.
AGAAGCCAGAGAUGUCGUCAAGUACUUUAUUCAAGGCCACGGUUAACGAGCAUCUAGAGAACCUACCGAAACCUAUUCAAUCCAAGUUGUACGAGGCACCGGCCACCUGCUUGUCGAUUUAUCGGUUGCUACCACCAAUGGCGAAAUUUUUCAUAAUGUCGAUGUUAUUUCACGACAAACCGGUUGCAUAUAAGGAUUUAGAAAGGAUAUGUAAACCCAAUACCAAGAAGUUGCAGUUUGAAGCGUUCAAUCGCUUGAAGGCGUUGCAUUUGAUUGACGAGGAUCAAGGGAGAAGCCAUUUAAAGCUACAUCCGAUCUUCAAGCAAAAUUUUAGAGAUUGUCUUACUGGAAGUCAGGCUUCUAAUGCAUUCGGGAACUUGUGUACUACGGCGGAUAAGCAUCAGGUGGACGUGAAGUUUUUGGACCAAUUUGCAUCGCAGAAAUGGGAAACCAUUCUACAUUUCAUGGUGGGGACAGAAUUGGGUGUAGAUCCUUCAAAGUCGGUUUUAUCAUUGCUAAAACUGGGUGGGUUGAUGGAAGGUCCGGGUACUAGUCCUAGAAACUUGAAGAUCACCAAUGAAGGGUUUCAGUUUUUGCUUCAGGAUGUGAACGCACAAAUUUGGACAUUUUUAUUACAAUAUUUGAAUUUGACUCAAGAUUUGAACAUGGACCCGGUCGAUGUUUUGAAUUUCAUCUUCAUUUUGGGUUCGUUGGAAUUGGGCAAGAGCUAUACUGUUUCUAGUUUAAGUGCAACCCAAGUGAGUAUGUUGGCCGAUUUGAAAGAUUAUGGUUUAAUAUAUCAAAGAUCGGAUAGUUCUAGUAGAUUUUACCCAACUAGAUUGGCUACUACUUUAACGUCAGAGUCUGCUGCAUUGAGAAGCCCUUCGGCGGCAAUGGAGCAUGCAUUGCAAAGUACCACCACUGCAGAAGGUGGCGACGAUGCUAGUGCCAUUCAAAAUUCAGUUAGCGCUGGUAUUGCAUCAGCUCAAGGUACAGUGAUUAUCGAGACUAAUUUUAAGAUCUACGCAUAUACAAAUUCACCAUUAGAAAUUGCUGUUUUGAACCUUUUCGUUAAUUUAAAAAUAAGAUUUUCAAAUAUGGUUUGCGGACAAAUCACUCGUGAGUCUAUAAGGCAUGCUCUAUUGAAUGGUAUUACUGCUGAUCAAAUCAUUAGAUUUUUAGAAACUCAUGCCCAUCCCCAAAUGAGGUUAUUAGCUAAAGAAAAAUUAGAUAAAAAAAUCGAAUUCGAUACAAGUCAUAAUAUUAAUACUGCUGGUGGGGCCCCACAAUCACAAGUUUAUGGAGAAAAUGGUACUGUUGCUCAACACAAACUCGAGGUUUUACCCCCAACUGUCGUUGAUCAAAUUAAAUUGUGGCAAUUAGAAUUGGACCGUAUACAAACAUUCGAAGGAUAUCUUUUCAAAGAUUUCCAAAAUCAACAAGAAUAUGAUUAUUUGAGUAAUUAUGCACAGGAAAUCGGUGUUCUUAUCUGGGGGGAUAAAGUCAAGAAGAAGUUUUUUGUUACUCCUGAAGGUAUGGAUCAAGUUGCAAUCUUUGCUAACAGAAAAUAGUCAUAACUUUUUUGCAUCG